UCUUUAUCAGCCAUGAACCCAUCUGAGCAAUUUGUGGAACAUGGAAUAUCUCAGCAGAAUUUAAAGAAGACAUCUUGUGCAUCUGUGCUCACUCUUGCUUACCAAAGUCUUGGAAUAGUUUAUGGUGACCUCAGUACUUCUCCUCUGUAUGUUUACAAAACCACAUUCUCAGGGAAAUUGAGACUCAAAGAAGAUGAUGAAGAAAUUUUCGGCGUGCUUUCAUUUAUCUUCUGGACAUUUACUGUUAUUGCUCUCUUCAAAUACGUUUUCAUUGUGAUGUCUGCUGAUGACAAUGGAGAAGGAGGUACCUUUGCAUUAUACUCACUUCUCUGCCGGCAUGCAAGACUAAGCAUUUUGCCUAAUCAACAACCCACAGACAAGAAGUUGUCUGCUUAUACCACAGAAGAUUCUGAAGACACAUGGCUGUCUUCACUUUUAAAGUUGUUCUUUGAAAAGCAUCCUAGGUUCCAGAAAGGACUGCUGAUCUUUGUUCUUCUUGGAACCUGUAUGACGAUUGGUGAUGGUGUGAUUACUCCUGCAAUAUCAGUUUUUUCAGCAGUUUCAGGAGUUCAAGUUAAGAUCAAACAACUCCAUGACAAUUAUGUUGUUAUAAUCUCAUGCAUCAUUUUAGUGGCCCUUUUUUCCAUUCAACAUCAUGGGACACACAGAGUUUCUUUCAUGUUUGCACCAGUUGUUGCAGCAUGGCUUUUGUGUAUCAGUGGUAUUGGUAUAUACAACAUAUUCCAUUGGAACCGACAAAUAUACCGUGCACUUUCUCCACUGUACAUGUUGAGGUUCCUCAAAACCACUGGCAUAGAAGGAUGGAUGUCAUUAGGUGGAGUAGUUCUUUCAAUCACAGGGGUGGAGGCAAUGUAUGCUGACUUGGGCCAUUUUUCUGCACUCUCAAUAAAGAUAGCUUUCACAUGUCUAGUAUAUCCCUGCCUGAUUUUGGCAUAUAUGGGUGAGGCUGCAUUUCUCUCCAAGCACCAUCAUGACAUUCAGGGCAGUUUCUACAAAGCCAUACCAGAGACUGUAUUUUGGCCAGUUUUCAUAGUUGCCACUUUUGCUGCCAUUGUUGGAAGUCAAGCAGUAAUUUCUGCUACCUUUUCCAUCAUAAGCCAGUGUUGUGCACUACAUUGUUUUCCUCCAGUUAAGAUUGUUCAUACUUCAAGUAGAAUAUAUGGGCAGAUUUAUGUACCAGAAGUCAAUUGGAUAUUAAUGUGCCUUUGUUUAUCUGUCACAAUUGGCUUAAGAGACACAAACAUGAUGGGUCAUGCAUAUGGGCUGGCUACCACCACUGUUAUGUUUGUGACAACAUGCUUGAUGACACUAGUAAUUGUGAUUGUCUGGAAGAAAGGAAUAAUAAAAGCCAUUAUAUGUUUGCUAUUGUUUGGAUCAAUUGAACUGCUUUACAUCUCAGCUUCUAUCUGCAAAGUCCCUGAAGGAGGAUGGAUCCCACUUGUGCUAUCUUUUAUGUUUAUGGGUAUAAUGUUUACUUGGAACUAUGGAACAAUGAAGAAACAUGAAUUUGAUGUGGAAAACAAGGUCUCAAUGAGCAAGAUACUAUCCUUGGGACCUUGCUUAGGCAUGGUCCGUGUCCCCGGUAUAGGAAUCAUUUUCAGUAAUCUGGCUUCAGGUGUCCCAGCUAUUUUUGGCCAUUUUGUCACAAAUUUGCCAGCAUUUCAUCAGGUGUUGGUUUUUGUAUGUGCCAAAUCUGUUCAAGUCCCUUAUGUCAGCGACAAUGAACGGUUGAUCAUAAGCAGGAUUGGCCCCAAGGAGUACCGCAUGUUUUGUUGCAUUGUCAGAUAUGGUUACAAGGAUCUUCAACAGGAGAACUACAAUUUUGAGAAUAAUUUGGUAUCUGCAAUAGUACAAUUUGUAGAAAUACAGGAGAGUGUUCCAGAACCAGCACAACAAGAGUUGUCUAUGGAUGAUGGAAACAUGAAUUCUCCAUGUAAAAAUGAAUCUUUGGAGAUUUUAAAAGCUAAAGAAUCUGGUGUUACAUAUAUACUUGGCCAUUCAUAUGCAGAGGCAAAGAAAUCAUCUUCAAUUUUCAAGAAAUUUGCCAUAGAUAUUGUUUAUGCUUUUCUAAGCAAAAAUUGUAGAGACCCUGAUGUUGUAAUGAACGUAGCUCACAUCUCGUUGCUAGAAGUUGGUAUGGUUUACCAUGUCUAA
Messenger RNA from Abrus precatorius (Indian licorice), 2175 nucleotides. RefSeq names its product potassium transporter 1-like. The coding region runs from base 13 to 2175 and encodes 720 amino acids. Gene Ontology annotation, biological process: potassium ion transmembrane transport. The transcript has 10 exons. NCBI's taxonomy places the organism in Eukaryota, Viridiplantae, Streptophyta, Magnoliopsida, Fabales, Fabaceae. Gene Ontology annotation, molecular function: potassium ion transmembrane transporter activity. Gene Ontology annotation, cellular component: membrane. The record is from RefSeq and is a predicted model, not a curated record.